This is a messenger RNA of Ceratitis capitata (Mediterranean fruit fly), 1833 nucleotides long. RefSeq lists its product as uncharacterized. The transcript has a single exon. Bases 1 to 1833 code for a protein of 610 amino acids. The record is from RefSeq and is a predicted model, not a curated record. NCBI's taxonomy places the organism in Eukaryota, Metazoa, Arthropoda, Insecta, Diptera, Tephritidae.
AUGUCAUACACGCUGCUUUUCGCUCUGCUGCUUUACUCCAUACAAAUCAGCGUCUCCAAGCUUUUGCCGAUUGCGGAGAGCAAUAACAAUGCGAAGCAUACAUUCGCCAACACUCUUCUACGCAUCUACAAAGAAACACCCUACGAGACGAUAUUUGUGUUAGAGAAUGCAGGUAAAUCUUGCUUUGCAACAAACGUACUCGAAAGUAGUUUGAAAAUACCGUUAAUCAGAGCCACAGACGCUGCUGCGGGAGAGCAACUAAGAACGCGUUUCAAUAGCAAUCUGCUGACAAUUGUCUGUUUAUCACAGGCGCAAAUGGAGCUCAAGCUACUGAAGAUGCUGGCCGCCAGUUUGCAAUACCGACAUCAGACGCGGAUUGUGCUACAUUUUGCCGAGAUGAAACCCACGUCAGCACUUUUGGCAGCGUCGCGGGAUUUUUUCGAACUUAAUUACAUGACGAAUGUCAUCGGUUUCUACAACUCAACACACUACUACCGCUACUCUCCCUUCCCCAGUGGUAAUUGGAAGCUGGAAAGUGCAAACACAACGCGUUUCUAUACGCCCCUCCAUCAGCUCAAUUUACAUGGUAAGAUUUUCAACACAUUACCCGAUCAAAUACUACCUCGUAGCAUGGUUUAUGUGGAUGCGAGUGGUCAGCAGCGUUUGAGUGGUCAUGUGGGUUAUUUAAUGAGCACGUUUGCUUCGAAAUAUAAUCUCACGCUCAAAUUUGUGCACCCAGUGACACCAGGCAAUAUAAUACAUUUAACGGUUCUAUUUGAUUACGUCAACAAUGGCACUAUAGAUUUGGCGAUCUCUCUGACUACGGCAUCCUUCAACCCGACACGCGUCUAUCCUCUACUCUCCUAUCCGCUGGAGAUAAUUGAAUGGUUUGUGGCGCUGCCUUGCUCAAUACCAUUGGAGUACGCGGAGAUUUAUACGAUUGUCGUCACCACUCAAGUAAUCGCCUUGUUGACACUACUCACCCUACUCUUCUCUGCACUGGACGGUAUCAUAAAGUAUUUGUUCCACAAACGCAAUGAAAAUUUCAGUUUGUUUAACAUUUUAAUGAAUGAAAAUAUGUUUCGCGGCGUUUUUGGUCUUUCUGUGCUCAUUAAGCGUCGUACGGUGGUCUCUUCGAAAAUUCUCUACAUCUUUCUUUUCCUACUGGGUAUUUUCAUUAACAACAUGUACUCAGCCUACUUUCAAACUCUCUUCACCAGCCCACCGCUCCAAAAGGAAAUACUCAGCUUUGACGAUAUGCGUAGGCGAAAUUUGAAGUUGAUGUUCGAUCGCAGCGAAGUCCAAUUGGUGCGAGAGGCACUCGGCUCACAAUUCAACGAGACAUUUAGGAAUAUAUUAGUCUUGGCAGAUACUGCGACUGUGCAGAGUCAUCGCAGUUUGUACGAUACGAGUUAUGCGUAUACAAUGCCCGAGUCGCUUUGGGCGAUCUUCAGCGCACAACAAGAAACCUUCGAAAGGAAAAUAUACUGUUUGGCUCCAACCCUGAAAUUUUUCGGUUUAUUAAUGAUGGGCAUACCUGUGGCUGAGAAUUCAUUUCUAUUGGAGCCGUUGAAUAAGAUGAUAAUGCGUGCGACUGAAACGGGUCUGCUGUUACAUUGGCAGGCGAUGACAUUUAUCGAUUUGGUGGCAACUGGGCGGUUUUCACUUAAGGUAACGGGUAACGUGGUGGAAUUUCAUGACAUCAGCUUGAAGGACAUCGAAUUUCCGUUUCAUUUGCUAUUAAUUGGCUUAUGUCUGAGCAGUGUCGUUUUCAUUGUGGAGGUUUCUGCGUUCAAAUUGAAGAUCUUCCACACAAAGAGAGUUUUGAAAUAG